AUGUUGGUUCCCGCCGUCGCGGCGAGCCGGGCAGCGAGGGGCGGCUCCUCCGGCAGCGAGGAAAGGCCGCAUUCCCGACACGCUGUGCCCCGGAGGCCCCGGGGAGAGGCACCGCGAAUAAUAAUUCAGUGCUUUUUUUUUUUUCCAGGUGAUAAAUUAUGUUCAUGGUAUUAUGCUCGGUCUUACAAACGUAGCCCCAGCCUGCACUUCCAUAAUGAGCUGGAGCAGCUGGAAGUGAUCCAAGAAACCACUCCCAACCCCCAACCUGCAGAGGAGGAGAAAACCGAGCCAGCGCCUAGUCAGGAGGUUGCCAGCCCUGAACAGUAUAUUAAACAUCCACUACAAAACAGAUGGGCACUCUGGUUUUUUAAAAAUGACAAGAGCAAAACUUGGCAAGCAAAUCUUCGUCUUAUCUCAAAGUUUGAUACUGUUGAAGAUUUUUGGGCUUUAUACAACCAUAUCCAGCUCUCUAGUAAUUUAAUGCCUGGUUGUGACUACUCACUCUUUAAGGAUGGGAUUGAACCCAUGUGGGAAGAUGAAAAAAACAAGCGAGGAGGCCGAUGGCUAAUUACACUAAACAAGCAGCAGAGACGAAGUGACCUUGAUCGCUUCUGGCUAGAGACACUGCUGUGCCUUAUUGGGGAGUCAUUCGAUGACUACAGUGAUGAUGUGUGUGGUGCUGUUGUUAAUGUUAGAACUAAGGGUGAUAAAAUAGCAAUAUGGACAACUGAAUGUGAAAACAGGGAUGCUGUUACGCAUAUAGGGAGAGUAUACAAGGAAAGAUUAGGACUUCCUCCAAAGAUAGUGAUUGGUUAUCAGUCCCAUGCAGACACAGCUACUAAGAGCGGCUCCACCACUAAAAAUAGGUUUGUUGUUUAAGACGACACCUUCUGAGUAUUCUUUCAUAGGAGACUGCGUCAAGCAAUCGAGAUUGGGAGCUGAACCAAAGCCUCUUCAAAAGCAGAGUGGACUACAUUUAAAUUUGAUUUCCAUCUAAAUGUUGUUAAGAUUUGUGAGAAGUCUCAUUCGCCUUUGUCUUGUACUUCUGUGUUCAAUUUUUCUAUUUUGGCUGAAGUAACCAUUACCAAUUGGAAUUUUAGUACACUUCACCCCCUGCCCCAAAAUCCUUAAGUGUGUUUCUGGCCCACUCUGGAAUAGCUUGGUAGAAACAUUACUAUUGCAAAAAAAUAAUUUGUUAUCCACAGUAUUCAGAAAAAAAAGUUGCAUUUCUGUACCUGCAGAAAAUUACUCAGUUUUACAUUUGCAUUGUAUGCAGUAAGAUUUUGCUGGUUUGGAAAAGGAGUAUGGUGCAUACAGUUUUCUAGCAAUUUUUUUAUACAGCAUCAUCUUUGCUGUAACCUCUGCUGAUGGCUGCUAGAUUAAUUUAUUUGUUUUCCCUAUUUGAUAACAUUAGUGAUAUUUUGAUUUCAGUUGUUUUUGCUCAUGUAACAUUUGGUGAAGAAUCUGGGAAUAUGACAAAGGUGGAAUAAACAUGAAUUUUGUGCAUUCUUUGGUAAUUUUUUGGUUUUUUGUAACAUCAAAGCUUUGCUACAGAUUUAUGCAUUUCAGUCAAAUCAGUGAUCUUUUUGUGUGAUUUCCUGAACAUAAAUGUGGAUUUUUUUUUUAAUGUAACACCAUAAUUUACAUUCCUUACUAGAAAUAGUAUGUCUGUUUUUGUAUCUUAUGCUGUAUUUUAACACUUUGUAUUACUUAGGUUAUUUUGCUUUGGUUAAAAUGGCUCAAGUAGAAAAGCGGUCCCAUUCAUACUAAGACAGUGUACAAAACUGUAAAUAAAAUGUGUACAGUGAAUUGUCUUUUAGACAACUAGAUUUGUCCUUUUAUUUCUCCAUCUAUACAGCAAGUAUUUGUACCUCUUGUGACAAGGCAGUCUCUACUGUGGCUUCUAUUGUAGUGUCUUCCAAGAAAGAUAAAGUCUGGAGCUAUAGUCUGUUGAAACUUUUAAUAAACCUACUAGAUAGCACCCUAAAUCAAAGUGGAA
Messenger RNA from Cyanistes caeruleus (blue tit), 1999 nucleotides. NCBI's taxonomy places the organism in Eukaryota, Metazoa, Chordata, Aves, Passeriformes, Paridae. The record is from RefSeq and is a predicted model, not a curated record.